AUGGCGGAAGAAACUUGGACCGAAGACAACAUGGAGACAGGCGGCGUGGCCAUCGAUAACAUGCCGUUGCCCCAAGCCGCUGAUAUCCCUGAAAUCAAACUAUUCGGAAGAUGGAGUUGUUAUGAUGUCCAGGUUUCCGAUAUGUCACUUCAGGACUAUAUCUCUGUUAAAGAAAAGUACGCUAAGUACUUGCCCCAUUCUGCUGGCAGGUAUGCCCACAAACGAUUCCGUAAAGCUCAGUGUCCAAUUGUUGAGCGCCUUACCAACUCUCUGAUGAUGCACGGACGCAACAACGGCAAGAAGUUAAUGGCUGUGCGAAUUGUCAAACACGCAUUUGAAAUUAUCCACCUUCUAACUGGUGAGAACCCACUACAAGUUCUUGUUACUGCCAUCAUUAAUUCUGGUCCUCGGGAAGAUUCAACUAGAAUUGGUCGUGCUGGUACAGUGCGUCGUCAAGCCGUGGAUGUGUCUCCCCUCCGUAGGGUGAACCAAGCUAUCUGGCUGCUGUGUACUGGUGCUCGUGAGGCUGCCUUCAGAAACAUUAAAACAAUUGCUGAAUGUGUAGCGGAUGAACUUAUCAAUGCCGCUAAGGGUUCAUCUAAUUCAUAUGCUAUCAAAAAGAAGGAUGAACUUGAGCGUGUUGCUAAAUCCAACCGUUAA
This is a messenger RNA of Pieris macdunnoughi, 660 nucleotides long. Lineage: Eukaryota; Metazoa; Arthropoda; Insecta; Lepidoptera; Pieridae. The record is from the annotation of a GenBank genome assembly.